Gasterosteus aculeatus aculeatus (three-spined stickleback) is the source of this 819-nucleotide messenger RNA. RefSeq names its product mitochondrial ribosomal protein S17 (gene mrps17). Gene Ontology annotation, molecular function: structural constituent of ribosome. Gene Ontology annotation, cellular component: ribosome; mitochondrial small ribosomal subunit. Gene Ontology annotation, biological process: mitochondrial translation. The record is from RefSeq and is a predicted model, not a curated record. NCBI's taxonomy places the organism in Eukaryota, Metazoa, Chordata, Actinopteri, Perciformes, Gasterosteidae.
GUUUCAAUCGGCUCCGCGGCCUCGUUGCUUGCCGUAGAUUGCGUCAUCAAAACAAGCCGACCUGAACAGCAUGGAUGAACCCUCUCUUUAGCUUUUUUGACCUUCUAUAUUUAUACAUUUGAAAUAGUUCCGGUUUGAAUUCAGAUUUCCAGGAUGUCGGCCAAACACGUGUCAGUCCAUGCAAAAUGGAUCAUCGGCAGAGUAAUAGGAACCAAGAUGUACAAAACUGCCAAAGUGAGAGUCACAAGGUUGGUGCUGGACCCAUACCUGCUUAAGUACUAUAAUAAGAGGAAGACCUACUUUGCCCAUGAUGCUUUGCGACAGUGCACUGUGGGAGAUACCGUCCUUCUCAAGGCUCUGCCUGAGCCCAGGUCCAAACACGUGAAGCACGAACUCUCUGAGAUAGUGUAUAAAGUGGGCCGGGUGGUCGACCCGCUAACUGGAAAGAGGGUGGAAGGAACGGAGUUUGUGGAGCCUCUGACUGACCUCCCACUCACCCUGAAAGAGGACUCCACGUUAUCAGAAAAACUGCAGGAGCUCAAUAUCUCUGCCACCUCCAGUGACGUGGAUUCUCCACCAGCACAAACUCCCGCUUCAUGAUAGAAAACUGCAUUCUUUUAUAUGCAUUAAGGUUUGCUGAAAUGUCAGUCUGCAGCUACAUUUCUGUUUCAGCUGUUCACUUAAAUAUCCAUUUAUGAACCAGUCAUACACAUUAGCAAUUCAUGGACAGAAUGCAGAUUCGUUUUCUUCCUGCUUUGGUAGUUUUGAAUUUAAGACACAUUUCUGAUGAAUUUACAAUAAAAUGACAAUGAAAACGCA